AUGUCUGCACCAUCAAUACCGAAUCUCCUGUCCCUGCGAGGUGGUCGCGGAGGCCGAGGUGGCGGGCUGCGCGCGCGGCGUGGUGGCGGCCCUGGCGGUGCUGGCGCCCAUCACGAUUCCACGAUUCAGGGCACGGAUACGGAUGCCGCUGUAUCACGGCUCAGUGCCGUCGAUGUCGGCUACCUAGACGAUCCGUACGCCGUCUUUCUAGUUUCGCGCAUGGACGGACCCCCUCAGAGAAGGUUUCCCAUCAUCAAUCGGGGGACAUACACGCGGACUGUUGCACUCGACAGUCUGAUUCAGUCUUUUCUAUCACCUGCGGCAGGAGGCACAUCAACAGAGCGGCAGAUUGUCUCUCUGGGAGCCGGCACGGACACUCGUCCUUUUCGACUGUUUGCGGGUGCUUCAUAUCCAAAGCUCACAUACCACGAAGUCGACUUUGACGUGACGAGCCGCAAAAAGCUCCAGAUCGUGCAGGCCAACCCGCAACUUUCACGUAUUUUGAAUCGCCCAGCUGAAAAAAGCUCGCAAACGUGGACGGCCCAACCCGUGCAUGGUCGUGGUGAGUACUAUUGCCACGGGAUGGACCUGCGGGACCUCGACAGCAGCAUCACCGGGCCUCUGGUUGGUCUACGAACAGACAUACCUACGUUGAUACUAUCAGAGUGUUGCUUGUGCUACCUAAAGACUGAAGAGGCCGAGCGAGUCUUGCGCUACUUUACGUCGAGAAUCGCCAACGCCGCCACCAUCAUCUACGAGCCCGUGCACCUCGACGACGCCUUUGGCAAGACCAUGGUAGCAAACCUCGCCGCGCGCCACAUCCACAUGCCGGGCAUGGACCGCUACCGAAACGCUCAGGACCAGAUCCAGCGGCUGCGCGACGCCGGCUUUCGCAGUGCCGAGUGCAAGUCUGUCGAGUCGAUAUGGGAGACGUGGAUUGACGCGUCUGAAAAGGAGCGCGUGGACCAGCUCGAGGGCCUGGAUGAAGUGGAGGAAUGGAAACUGCUUGCUGGGCAUUACAUCGUUGCUUGGGGAACAAGAGGUGAAGGGCUCGGAGCUCUGUGA
Messenger RNA from Beauveria bassiana ARSEF 2860, 1065 nucleotides. RefSeq names its product leucine carboxyl methyltransferase. The record is from RefSeq and is a predicted model, not a curated record. Gene Ontology annotation, biological process: C-terminal protein methylation. The transcript is spliced from 2 exons. NCBI's taxonomy places the organism in Eukaryota, Fungi, Ascomycota, Sordariomycetes, Hypocreales, Cordycipitaceae. The coding region runs from base 1 to 1065 and encodes 354 amino acids. Gene Ontology annotation, molecular function: protein C-terminal leucine carboxyl O-methyltransferase activity.